GACAUUUAUUCGACAUGUGCUGAUGAAAGCGACGAAUUGUUUGAGUGAAAAAAUUCCGUGUUUAUUUUUCUAAAAAAAUAUAUUUUGCGAAAAUCCAAGUAAAUAAGCCACAGCUAGGAAAAUAAGCGAGUGAAAAGGAAGGUGGUGAGCAGCUCUCUGUGACGGUGGGAAUGUCCGUGACAAAUUCAUUGGAGGAAAUUUUGCACGGUGUCCGGAAACGGAGAGAAGAAAGGGCCCAUGGGAAGAAACGAGAUGAGGCAGCAACGACAAUUCAAGCCCUAAUCCGGGGAUGGCUCACCCGACGACAACUCACACGGCGUCUCCUGACUGACUUUGAUGACCUCUUCCCAGUGGCCAAUGAGGAGUGUGGCCCCGAGACUCGAAUUGAGCUUCGGGGAUGUUUUCAAGUUUACAGCGUAGCAUCGCGAUUUUUGGGGCAAUUUUGCGAAGGUGAUGUGAAUCAUCGAGAUCGCCUGGAGAGGCUCUGUCGGUACCUGGUUGCUUCGCUUGAGUCUGACUCACCGAAGACAAGCUACAUUGGUGUGGCACUCAACAAGGAGCACAGCCUGGCAUGGAUAAAGCAUGUGAAAUUCCUUCUGCACAAGUGCUGUGUCUGCAUGGAGAUGCUGAAGCCAGAGAAGCACAGCGAGAGCAUCUCAUUGGCGCUCUACCUGCACACCUUGGUGGCAUUCACAUGUCCCAACAAUUGGGCUAUUCUGCGGAAUAAAGCUCUUGCCGGACUUAAGCCCGGGAUGCAGCAGCUUUGCAGCAAUAUCUUGGGUGGAUUGAUCCAGAAGGGAUUCUUCCUAUCACUUAGGAAUGUACUGAUUCGUGGUACGUGCAAGAGUCAAGUGACCCUGAAGCCAAUAUCUCUGACUGCCCUCUUGACCCUUGCAACACGCCCCCUUGUAACUGGAAGCUUUAGCGAAAAUCUCCUCACGAUGUUCCUUAUCCAUAUCUUGUCAGUUCCGGCUCUCGUAGCUACGGUAGAGGGGAACAUUCCGGAAUUUAUGGGGCAGCUACAGACACUCAAGAUUUUGCAAUUGAGUGUUGACCUCCUUGGCGGAGAGGUAUCGAUGCGUGUAAUCACAAAUACAAUUCAGGGAACUCAGACCUUGGCUCUCCUUGCCAAUCUUGUGCACCUCUUCCAUGUGGAGGCACUUCCCAUUGCCACGGAAAUGGCAUUUCCGGCCUUUACGUUCAUUACAACGAAACUCCUUCAGAGUAUCCCUGCUUCGGUGGGGCCAAAGAGUGGUGCCUUUACGCAGUGGCACGAACUUCUCGGGUGGUUCUCGCCAUCUGGUCAGGACGUGGCAACGGAUAACUUGCCGGCAAUUAAGCGCCAAAUUCACCUUCUCUGGAGUCAUAGAACGGUCAAAAUUCUCCUUGGGGACAAUCUCAAAGCCCUCACGGCUACGUGUGACAAAGGGGACAUCUAUGUACCCCAACCACCGGGCAAUUCAAGCCUCUUGAAGCGAGCACUCGAGAGAACUGCCAGCAAGGGCUCUGCUCAGGCUAAAUCAUGGCGGAAAUUGGGCUCCACGGAAGUCACACGGAUUUCCCUUGUAGCUGCCAUGUACAAUGCAGCCUUGAGUACCCUGGCACAAUUGAAAUUGGACAUCCUGUCGGGACUCUGCUACACGGACACCGUUCUGCAUGAUCUUUGGCUCCUUGUUGCAUCCCUGGGGCCAAUAUGUGGGCUUAAAUCCUUCCUGGAGUUGCUUCAAGUAAGUGGGGGAACAUCAUUGGCACCCCCGCUCCUGUUGCUGCUCCUCUUCUGCGACUGCAUGACGCACUACGUUACCAUCUUGGAUGACAUUGAAAUGUACGAGCAACAAACACCCUUCCAGCUGUCAGAUUUCGUGGCAUUGUCGUACUUCCUGAACAAUUUUCUCUACCGUGCCAUCCAGGAGGGUUUAUUUGAUCCCAAAACACUCGCAACGUCACCUCUGUUCGUCUCCACGCACACCCUUCUCCUCUGCCUCUACCGCCGUGACUGUAGACGUGCUUUUGCACCACAGAAUCACUGGCUAAUCCACGAGAUUCGCCCAGCACACUUUAUUAGUGAUCUCGACAAGGGGAAGAAGCACACGCAGGUGCUGCUGCAGAAGAUGCCACAUGUGAUUCCGCAUGAGGAUCGUGUAAAACUCUUCCGGAAGUACGUGCAGAAUGAGAAGGCAGUGCUCGGUCUCACCGAGUCUGCAUGCGCAGCUCAGAGUUCGGCACUCAUAACUAUUCAUCGCGAUAGAAUUGUCGAGGAUGGCUAUCGGCAGCUUGCAUUGCCCCCGCAUAGCCUCAAAGGGGUCAUUCGGGUGAGAUUUAUCAAUCAACAGGGGCUCGAUGAGGCGGGUAUCGAUCAAGAUGGGGUCUUCAAGGAAUUCCUGGAAGAGACCAUAAAGCGCGUUUUUGAUCCAGCACUCAAUCUCUUUCGCACGACAUCGGAUCAGCGCCUCUACCCAUCGCCAACGUCCCAUUUGCAGGAGAAUCAUUUGCAGCUGUUUGAAUUUGUUGGACGAAUGCUGGGGAAAGCCGUUUACGAAGGUUUCCUCGUGGAAGUUCCCUUUGCCUCAUUCUUCCUCUCGCAGCUCCUUGGACAAACCCAUCAGGCGCUAUACAGCUGUAUGGAUGAACUACCAUCCCUGGAUAAGGAGCUCUAUCGUAGUCUCACCUUUAUCAAGCACUAUCAGAGCGAUGUAUCAGAGCUUGAUUUAACCUUCUCAGUGGAUGAGGAUGUAAUGGGAAAAAUUGUGACGCACGAAUUGCAUCCCGGAGGACGCAUUCGCCCAGUAACUAAUGACAACAGAAUCAACUAUAUCCACUAUAUGGCCUACUUUCGGAUGCAUACGCAAAUCAAGGAACAAACAGCCGCCUUCAUACGUGGCUUCCGGAGUAUUGUGAAUCCCGAAUGGUUAUCCUUGUUCUCCACACCUGAACUUCAACGUCUCAUUUCGGGUGAUACAGCACCGCUUGAUUUGAAAGAUCUCCGUAAGCAUACGCAAUACUACGGUGGCUUCCAUGAUUCCCACAGAGUUGUAGGAUGGCUGUGGGAUAUACUAGCUAGGGAUUUCACGGAGGAAGAACGAAAACUCUUCCUAAAGUUUGUUACAUCGUGCUCGAAGCCACCACUUCUGGGUUUUGCCCACCUCGAGCCACCAUUCUCCAUACGAUGCGUUGAAGUUGGUGAUGAUGAGGACACCGGGGAUACCAUUGGCAGUGUGAUUCGGGGAUUCUUUACAAUAAGGAAACGAGACCCACUCAAUCGCCUCCCGACAUCCUCGACGUGCUUCAACCUCCUCAAGUUGCCCAACUAUCAGAAGAAGAGUACCCUAAGGGAGAAGCUGCGGUACGCAGUAUCCAGCAAUACGGGCUUUGAGCUCUCGUAGAAAGCAUCCGGUGGUGACCCCCAAAGUGCAAAUAUUAAUCCUUGGUGUGUGUGUUCUUCCGAUGUCACCGCUAUAGUGAUUCAUGUAGUGAUUCUCACCUGAAUGUCCAUUUAAAUAAUAUAUAAAUGUAAAAUAUUGUCUGUUUUCCCCGUGAUUUUUGUUGAAUGUUGAACUGUGAUAGAGCAUCCCCCUUACUAAAGAGAACAAAAAGAAAACCCUUUUAGAUAUUCGGUUAAAUGUAUAUGGGAAGAUUAUAUUAAAGAAUGAUGUAAUAGUUAGAUGAUGAUUAUAUUUGUACAGUAC
Molecule: messenger RNA, 3686 nt
Organism: Lutzomyia longipalpis
Lineage: Eukaryota; Metazoa; Arthropoda; Insecta; Diptera; Psychodidae
Product: ubiquitin-protein ligase E3B
Exons: 5
Coding region: 171-3383 (1070 amino acids)
Biological process (GO): ubiquitin-dependent protein catabolic process; protein polyubiquitination
Molecular function (GO): ubiquitin protein ligase activity; protein binding
Source: RefSeq, a predicted model, not a curated record